GAACCUUCUAAUAUUGUUGCGCAUUAUCAAAAUACGAUUCAUCCAUGUCCACUCCUCCCAGAUAGAUCAACCUUUCAUCUUGAACAAGAUUGAGAGGUAGCUCUGCGGGAGUGGGUCUGCGCCAAAAUACAACUAUCUUCGAUGGUGAAUUCAAGAGGGGGGACUUUCACACCUUCACCGGCGCAAACAAUUGUGACAGGAGUUAGUCAUUCACCUCACGGCUCGCAUCAUAGUACAUUCAGUGCUGGCGCAAGUCCAUCUACAAACAGUCCAAUCGGUGGCAGCGGAGUCAAUAAAAUCGUCGUCGCUCAGGUUUACCUGUUACUCGGUACAAUUAAAGAAGAUAAAGAUCGCACAAAGUGGGAACAACAAGCUGAACAGCUCAGAAAGCUAGUUGAUGAGCACGGCAUGGAAGUAUUCUCAAAAUACUUCAGCCGACUUGUGGUUGGCAACGCACCGCAGAUAUUUCCUGGCAUUAAUCGACCGGUUCUUAAUUCAGGCAACUAUCAGAUUUUGGUAAAUGAAGUACACAAGGUUGCCCAUGAUGUUGACCAGGCUGGGAAGAUUGCGGAGUCCAUAGAGACGGGGAAUGAAGACAUCUUCCGUGAUUUCGACCUUUCAACCUUUAUGGAUCAUUUUAAGCUAGACGCGCUCGAGAAGACAAUUCUAGCACUUGCAUUUAAAACUGGAUCAAGAUCAGAUCUUAAAACUAAAGCGGACGCUAUCCUGUCAGCAAAUUAUCAAGGCUUCGUAGAAGCUCUAUCUCAGGUGAAUCAAGGUCAAGAAGAUCUCACACCAUCCUUCCUCGCCACGAUAGUCGAUCGAUUUAUCCAAGGUCGUCCACCGAAUCUCGAUCGUCAAGCGCAAGUUCUACUGUUUAGAGCAAUCAGCUACCGUUUUCGCGACCAUCCAGAGCAAGACAUUCCCGCACCCACAGAAGUUCUCGCGGCGCUGUUCCUAAUGUCGAUAAUUACAGAAGGGAAUGCACUGGUAUUAUACAUACAAAAAACCGGGGCAGCGUUCACAUCAGACGAGGAGACAUGCAGAAAUUAUAUCCGACAUGCUGGGGAUAUCACUCUCGAUGAGGCACAAGUUUCUGAUGCCUUACUAUAUACUGCCAUCAGUCGAACCCCUACGUUCUCUCCGCAAGUAUUUGUUAGUAGUCUGCGCAAAGAAGUUCCCGCAGGGUUCAGUUGGCUGCAAGUUGUACAGCAUUUCGAUACGCCAGAGCUGAGAAUAUCUCCACAACAAUUUCUAGCAGUUUACGAAGCUAUUCGACCAAUUGCGCUUGAAGACCCUGCAAUUAUUCCACAACUGCUCGGUGGUGUCUGGCAAAAUACUGAAACCCAGCUUUCUUUCAUCAGCGCAUAUGCAUCCUUGAACCCACACGAGCUUGAUGCCUCCACCAUUCCAAAGCUUAGGCCAUCAUUCACACUGGACGACUAUGCCGAUGCUAAGCCAGAGGUUCGAGAGCGUGCUGAAUGGGCAGUGAGGCACCCGCUUGUGUCCGUUAUCACACUAACAUCGGUUUUCAUCGUCGCCCUCAGAGAGACCCAAUACUCAGAAACAGUUGAAGCGAAGCGAUUGUUCCAAGAAGUGGUUGUACCAAACCUAGACAUAUUCCUAGUCUCAGCAUUUGGUGUACCGCGACCGUGGCCUGAAUUAGCAGUGGAGACAAUCAACAAUCUUUUCGAACGCUUUCUAUUCAGGGUCGAUGGUCACUAUGAUUUCGUCUUGGCAAGCUUAUGGCGAAAAGACAAGACUUGGGUAGCACAACGCUUGAUGGACGCGCAUGUUAAGGCACCUCUCGAGCUUCCUCUUAUAUUAGAGCAUGCAAUAAAGCAUGAAUGGCUUCACGAACUGGCCUCCAUGCUUAAUGGCUUCGGCCUCGAUCUCGCCGCCCUAGCACACUCACGUAGCUAUCUGGACAUCAAAGACUGGAAGGCUACGAAUUCGCCACGAGAGGAAGAACUUGGCACAGCUCUAUUGACUUUCCUGAGUAUCAAAGCUCAACACGAGAUUGUAUGUCAAAAAACUUCGCAACCUCACAGUAUAAUGCUACCUGUCAAAACUGUAUUCGCCAUGCUGAAUGUCUUGGAGGAAAUUUUACCAAAAGAACCUUCUGCAGAGUUGAUUGCAGUACAGCGGACUUGUAUCACUGCAUACCCUCGUUUGAUAAAUUAUGGCCAGGAUGACGAGCUAGACCGAAUCAUUGAUAACAACGGCUUGGUGACCAACAUGCUAAGCGAAAACGCACAGCACAUGAUGGAGCAGCAUUAUAAGCAGAUGUAUAGUCAAGAGCUCAAGGUUCGGCAGAUUGUUGAUGCCUUGGCUGGUUACAAAUCUGCCCGCGACCCCUACCAGCAAGAUGUGUUUGCCUGUAUGAUCCACGGCCUUUUUGAUGAAUAUACCCUCUAUUCUACCUAUCCGCUUGAGGCUCUUGCAACAACCGCUGUUUUGUUCGGUGGUAUCAUUCAGAAUAAGCUCAUUGCUGAUCUACCCCUUGAGAUUGGUCUGGGUAUGAUUCUUGAAGCAGUCCGAGAUCACCUUCCAGAGGAAUCUAUGUACAAAUUCGGGUUACAGGCUUUAUUGCAAUUCAUACCUCGUUUAUCGGAAUGGCCUGGAUUCUGUCAUCAGUUGCUACAAGUGCCUGGUCUCGAAGGUACGGAACCUUGGAAAAGAGCACAAAAUGUCAUACACGACCAACAAGAAGACAUGUUGCGCAACGGGCAUAAUGACCUAAUGAAUGGAGGUGGAAUUACAAAUGGCAAUAUCGAUGUACUGCUCUCUGCUGAACCUUCCGCACCACCAUUCAACUCUAUCAACGUGGAUCCGCUCCCUCCAAAUGCAGACUUUAAAGAUCCCGACCCCGAAGCACAAGGCAAAGUGCAAUUUUUGUUGAACAAUAUCACCGAGGUCAACGUGCAAUCGAAAUUCCACGAAUUAAAAAGCGCCCUUGACGAGACAAAUCAAAAGUGGUUCGCUGGUCAUUUAGUAGAGGAACGAGCUAAAGUUCAGCCUAACUACCACGUCCUAUAUCUUAAACUAGUCAAACUUUUUGAAGACAAGAUCUUAUGGAACCAAUUAUUAAGAGAGACUUUUAUCAGUGUUUCCAAGCUGCUUAAUGCCGAAAGCACUUUGCAAUCUUCAAUCGACCGCACGCAUUUGAAGAAUCUCGGUGGUUGGUUAGGCUCUAUGACACUUGCUAAUGAUAAGCCUGUCAAGCACAGGAACAUUGCUUUCAAGCAACUGUUACUCGAGGCUUGCGACACGCAACGACUCAUUGUUGUCAUUCCAUUCGUUUGCAAAGUUCUCUUCGAAGGCAGAAACUCGGUUGUCUUCAAACCACCAAACCCCUGGCUUAUGGAUAUCAUUCACCUUUUGAUCGAAUUGUACCACAACGCGGAGCUUAAGCUGAACCUCAAGUUUGAAAUCGAAGUGCUCUGUAAAGGUUUGAGUCUGGAUCAUAAGAGUAUCAAGCCCUCUACAGAAUUCCAGAGCCGCAUCCCACCCAUUGAAGAGGCCACCGAGCCAAUGGCAGUACCUGAUGGUCUGGAUAGAUUCGAGAACCUUUCUGUGAAUGGUUUAGGAGGCGGAAUCGCCAGUGGCCGAUUUUCUCCGCAAGAAAUCCUUUCUACCAUGCCUGAUCUCGGACCACUUCUUACUUACCCCCCUAGCAAUGACAUGGUGAACACACGCCAAUUGCAUGAUAUUCUCAAAACCGCAAUUACUCGAGCAGUCCAUGAGAUUAUUUCGCCGGUUGUGGAACGUUCUGUCACUAUUGCUGCUAUUUCGACCGCUCAAAUGAUACACAAGGACUUUGCAACCGAGCCCAACGAAGCUCGUGUGCGCUCUGCAGCUAUCAAUAUGGUCAAGAAGACUGCUGGUAGUCUCGCUUUGGUCACUUCUAAAGAGCCGUUGCGUGCAAGCAUGACAAAUUAUAUUAGAACAUUAUCAGUCGAGCAUCAAUUACCUGAAGGUACCAUAAUCAUGUGUGUAAAUUCAAAUCUCGAUCUAGCUUGUAGCCAGGUCGAAAAGAAGGCUGAGGAACGCGCUGUUCCUGAAAUCGAAGAGAUUCUGGAGCCAGAACUAGAAGCCCGACGCCUCCAUCACAUCAGACGACCAGAUGAUCCAUACAUUGAUCCUCAACUCAGUCGCUGGGCCUGGACCAUUCCAAGCCCGUAUAAGUUGCAGCCGUCAAUGUCUGGCCUUAACCAGGAGCAAAUGGCGAUUUACGAUGAGUUUGCUCGUCAGCCGAGACUACUACCUCUGGCCGAUAGAAGCUCAGUAGCAGGCUCCUUGGCCGGUACAACCCAUGUUGCUACAGCUUCAGAUGCAACAACAUCUAUCACCAAUGAUCUUCUACGAGAUCAAUUUCCCACGGUUCCAAACCUUCCAGCACCCGCUGAAACUCCUACAAUUCCACUUGUCAACAAUCAGCAAGCUCCUUACAGCCAGCCUUCGGCUGCCCUGUCCAACGGAAGAAUGCCAAACUUGGCCAUGAACCCCCAAGGGUUGCCGGAAAAGGUGCAAAGGUUGUUGGCUGACUUACAACAAACGACUGCCGAUAUUCCUGAGCAGCACUACAUGGAUCUUCCUCGACCACAUCCUGUUAUUGAGAUCUUAGAUGCCUUGUACGGUUUAAUCAUCAGAAGCCAGCAAGGACAAGAACCUUAUGACAUCUGGAUUGCAGAGCAAAUCUGUGGAAUCGUGUUUAGUGGUAGUGAAAACACUUUGGUGAUUGAGUGCUUAGUGCAUGUACUUGAAAACAUUAUCAGGAUUGGUGGUCGUUGUGCUGUUCGUGUUUCAAUGAUCAUUGGACAGCAAGUCGGAGAAGCACUUCUCCAUGUUCCUCUGAUCAUUGCAUUGGUCAAGGCUGAAAUGAUCGAUUGGGCACGCGUCGACUUCGCUACCUCUACAGCCUUGGCAGAGCGCAAAGAAGGGACCCUAGAAUUCUUCCUUUCUCUCUUGGAGCAGGUUUUCUUAUGCGAUCGACCACUAGCACUGUAUACUGAUGUCGCGAAAAGUUUGGAAGUCGCUUUCGAAUGGAUAUCAAAAGAGCCUGACUUGGAAGUUGGCCAGCAGCUCAAGGAGAAGCUUGCAGCUUCUGCCCUUCCAAAAAGCGUCGGCCGCGGCCAAAAUGAACGACUUGCCUUUCGUCAAGAUCAAAUGGAAUAUGUCUUCGAGGAGUGGAUUCACUUGUUCAGCAACCCCAUUGCUCCGGAGAGAGCGGCGCUGGUAUUCAUAUCUCACAUGUACAACAGACAGCUUAUCAACGAUAAGGAAGACCUUUGCCUUUUCUUGCGCCUUUCGAUUGAUACAUCAGUCGAACGUUUUGAACAACAAAUUCAAAUGCAUGGCUUCCUUAAUGAUGCCUACAUCCCUAUUGACGCGUUGGCAAAGCUUAUAUCUCUUCUAGUAAGGGGCUAUGAGCGUGAAGGUGAAGUGAAGGGCGACAAAGCUGCGUUCUUGGAAUCAGUUCUGUCAGUCAUAACGUUGGUUUUGAAUCAUCAUCAUGUCAUGCGGGGCGAAGGUUUCAAUCAGAAGGUCUUUACACGACUUCUUUCUUCCAUGCUCUGUCACUUGAAUACCUUCUCAGCUGAUUUAUCCGAAACGGAGAACCGCCAAAUCAUCUUGACAUUCGCUGAAAAGCUCAUCAAACUUCAACCAGCUUACUUCCCAGGCUUUGUAUACGGUUGGAUGACCUUAAUCUCUCAUCGCUUCUUCCUUGUACCAUUGAUGGGACUUCCGGAUGAUAUGGGGUGGCAACCAUUUGCAAAACUUGCGGAGUGUUUACUAUCCUAUACAGGCGAGCUACUGAAGCCAUUACAGUUGACAUUGGCGGCAAGGGAUAUUUAUCAAGGGGUUCUCAAGUUCUUUCUUGUGUUACAACAUGAUUACCCUGACUUCGUAGUUGCAUACUCGUCAAAGUUAUGUGCCAAUGUUCCAAGUCAUUGUGUUCAAUUGUUGAAUCUCAUUCUCAACGCUCACCCAACGAAGAUCCAGCUACCAGAUCCAUUACAGCCAGGAUUGAAAAUUGAACGCAUUGAAGAGAUCCGCAUGUCACCAGAAAUUGUCAACAGCAUUGAUAUUGAAGGAACCUUACAAUCAACUGGUUUGUAUGAGAUUCUCGAACAAGCAUUACAAAAUGGCCCCUCAGAAGAUGCGGUGGCCCACAUUACACAUACUAUACAACGGAAGCAAACCGAAGUGAGCGGUCCAGGAUUUGUACCUGUCAAUGUCGACUUGCAGCUUAUUGAGUCUAUCGUUCUACACAUCUGUAUGUACGCUGUUACAAGAGCAAGCCAAAAGGGAGAGCUCAAUAGUUUUGCUCGCGGUUCUACUGAUGCUGCUUUGCUCUCGAUGCUUGUUCACGAACUCAAUCCAGAAGCUCGACAUUAUCUUUUGACCAGCAUAGUCAACCAACUUCGUUUUCCUAACGCCCACACAAACUACUUCGUGCAAGCGCUCCUGGAACUAUUUGGAAAUGACGUCAAUGAUCAAGAGGAGUCCGAUAUCAGCCAACAAAUUCUCCGGGUUUUGUUAGAAAGAGCGUUCGUUUCCCUACCGAUCCCUUGGGGCGUACUUAACAUGGUCAUCGAACUCGCCAAGAACGAAAAUAAAUACAAAUUCUUUGACUUGCCAUAUAUCAAGUCGACACCAGAGGUCGCUGAACGAAUUGCUGUUAUCGUGCAGCGUUCUCUCUCAAGAUAAAGUUACACACCAUCAACCAGAUCUGGAUAAUUUGAUUCUGGCACAAACAUAUAGAUGUGUCGCACCAGUGAUUGAAAUUUUCAAGAUCUGUCUCAUUGUUACAUAACCUCUUAGGUCACAUUCGGCGUUUCAUGUUACAGAUCUUUCCGGUUUGUCUACUGCAUAGCGAGUGAAAGGAAUUGGGAUUUUUGCAAGAUCUGCUAUACUUAUGGUGGGAACAGGGAACGACAAAAAACUUUUAUUUAAUGCAUCUUACAUGAUUAAUGUUUCCUUGCCUACCUUCUGUAUGACAGAAAUUUAAGGGUGGGCAAAAAAUCUGGUGGCGUGGGGAAAACAGACAUAUGGCGUGGGAAUGGUUUGGCUUACUUGCUGUUACGUGGGAAGGCGGCAAACUUUUAUGUAUCAUAAAUGGAGUUCAAUAUAUUUUUCUGGACAUACUCACAUUCGUUUGUGACGAUCGUUCUCCUUUAUUCCUACGAGAUUAACUACCGACAAUCUUUCUUGGGUGGAUUCAUUUUUAUUAUUAUGACGAUGUGGUCA
Molecule: messenger RNA, 7254 nt
Organism: Botrytis cinerea B05.10
Lineage: Eukaryota; Fungi; Ascomycota; Leotiomycetes; Helotiales; Sclerotiniaceae
Gene: Bccdc39
Product: Bccdc39
Exons: 4
Coding region: 142-6714 (2190 amino acids)
Biological process (GO): nuclear-transcribed mRNA catabolic process, deadenylation-dependent decay
Cellular component (GO): P-body; CCR4-NOT core complex
Molecular function (GO): molecular adaptor activity
Source: RefSeq, a predicted model, not a curated record